Archocentrus centrarchus (flier cichlid) is the source of this 1017-nucleotide messenger RNA. RefSeq names its product leucine-rich repeat-containing protein 72. The coding region runs from base 78 to 701 and encodes 207 amino acids. NCBI's taxonomy places the organism in Eukaryota, Metazoa, Chordata, Actinopteri, Cichliformes, Cichlidae. The record is from RefSeq and is a predicted model, not a curated record. The transcript has 5 exons.
UCAGAGGUUGGUAUGCGAGACACAACCGAUCCUCUUCAGCUUGCUGGGAGGAGCAAAAGAGACAUCACUGCUGGGUCAUGGAUCAUCACACAUCAGGCCAACAUAAUCAACCCAGCCAAGCAUCAAGUUUCCAGUGGCUUUCUUUUGCUUACCAGGGCCUUACAGAAAUUCCUUAUGAAACCAUACUUACACAGACAGACACUCUGGAGGUGCUGGACUUGAGUUACAAUCUGCUGGAUGAUUGUUAUUGGAACCCGGCUCUGCUGGGGCGCCUGGAGAAGCUCAGUACUCUGAUUCUGGACUGCAACAACUACACGUCUCAUGUCAAGUUUCCCUACAUGCCAAGUGUCACCACGGUGUGCAUCAACAAGAACAAGAUCAACAACCUGCCUGUUUUUGUGGAGGAGGUCUGGCGAAAGUUCCCCAACAUCAAGAUCCUUAGUAUGAUGAACAAUGAGGCAGCACCUAGCUAUUUUAAUGGAGGAAGUCUGACUCAAUACAUAGACUACAGACUAUAUGUGAUCAGUCAGAUCCCAGGUCUGGAGAUUCUGGAUGACACGGAGGUCCUGGAGAAGGAGAGAGCCGAGGCUAGAAAAACCUACCGACGACAGCAGAGCGGCCACAGCAGCAGAAAGCGGAAAGAGGACUCAUCUAAGAAACACGCUGACAUUCAGAAAAACCCAAAUACCAUUAUAAAAUAAUAGGAUAUAUUGCAUGUUCAAGCCCUUUCCAAAACAUCACCUUGUUAAUAGUACAAUAUAUAUAUAUUCUGUGUCUUCUUGUAUUAUCAUUUAUUUGAAGCUAUGGUAUGUAGUUACAGACUCCUGGGCAUAAAUCUCUGGUAGCCCCUCGCCAGCUUGAUUUGAUGAUCAGGCUUUUUUUCUCCCUUUAAUAAUUAGACAUAUCAUACAGAAAAACGUACAUAAAUGUGCAGAGAACAGUUUUAAAGGGAGACUGUUGUACCUUACUGAAAAAAAUGAAAACUAUCACAACACAGCUUCACUAAAAACUUGAAAU